Molecule: messenger RNA, 2124 nt
Organism: Melanaphis sacchari
Lineage: Eukaryota; Metazoa; Arthropoda; Insecta; Hemiptera; Aphididae
Product: autophagy-related protein 23-like
Exons: 9
Coding region: 1-1698 (565 amino acids)
Source: RefSeq, a predicted model, not a curated record
AUGAAUUCAACCUCAGACCUACUCAUCAAAAAUCUAAAACCGUUACCAUUUCGAAAUCCGUUUGGUAGAGUAAAACCGGGUGUAGACAUCAACAUUGUCAUAAAUGAAAUAAAAUUUGAUCAAAAGUUAAUAAGUGUACUUAACACGUAUAACAAGUAUAUAAAUUUUCGGUUUGAUUAUGUUAUUAGAACAAGUAUCACUCAGUUACCUGACGAAUUGAAUCAUAAUAUUGAUGAUUCUGAAUUUAAUUCUAGCCAACAAAUUUUAGUAGAUUGUAUUAAUAGUAACAAUAGUUUAGAUUAUGUUUAUAAGCUACGAGAAGAAUUAAAAAAAUUAACAACAGAAGUAAAUUUAAAAAGAAAAGAAUUGAGUAUAAUUACUAUUAACGAGGAUGGAUUAAAAAAAAAUAUUAAACACUUAGAAGAUAUUAUAUCAAUAAAGAAAAAUUUUAUUAGCGAAAUUGCCAGCUUUACAGAAAUCAGAUGUAAUGCAAAAAAAAAGGUUCAAAAAGAGUACAAUAAAAUAAACAAAAAAUAUAUUAAAAUUUUAAGCCAAUUAAAAAAGUCAAAUAAGAUGACAAAAUCAAAUUAUGGUAAUGAAACUAGUAAAGAUAUUGAUUACGGAGAGCAAACAAAUAAUAGGCUAUUACGAUAUGAAGAUAAAAUUAAAAAAAUGGAUGAUAUUAUAAAAAUAGCUAGUGAUAGUGCAGAGAAAUUGCUGCAAUAUCAAAUUUCUUUACAAACUUCUAAUGAUCGCUUAAAAAUAUUUAAUGAUCAAUUAAAUAACCAAAUAAAAAAUAAACAAGAAGUUUCAUUAUUAUUAAAACAAAAUGAAAAGAGAAUUAAUCAAUUGAAAAAUAAUUUAUCUAGUUUGGGUGUUUUAUCAAGCAUAGAAAAAAGUAGAGUCCACAUGUCAUCAAAUUUAAUUGGAAAUGAUAAUUUAAAAAAAGAAUUUUUGGACUUACAAAAUAUGAGAAAUGAAAUUUUAAGCUCACGUCCUAAAGGAAUGUUUAAUACUAAAUAUCAAAAGGAAAAUAUUGUAUUCAAAGAAGAUAUUCGAAAAUAUUUAGAAAACGAUGAAGCAAUUGAUUCAGUAGAUUAUUUAAUUGAAUUAAAAAAUAAUAUGUGCAAUAAUAAUACAAAUUUAUUAAAUUUUAUUCAAACGAAUUCAAAUGAAACAAAAGUUUUUUGGAAGUGUCUAUCAACAUUAAGUACAGAUGAACUGAAAAAAAUGUUGGUACAUUAUUUUAUCAAAGUAGUGGAUUUAAAGGAAUCUGGACGAGAAAAUGAUGAAAUAAUAUCCAAACUUGAUGCAAUAAAUGAUAAACAAAGGCAUACUAUUGUAUCUUUAAACAACAAUUAUCAAGAAUUCCAUUUGUCAGUUGAAAAAAAAAUCAUGGAAUUAAAAAAAUAUUAUCAAGCAAAAGUUAAUAUGUUAUUCCAACUAGUUCAAGAAGAAAAUAAUGCUAUUACUAUGUUUAAAAUGAGACAAGAAAUCAUAGGACUUAAAAAGAAAAUAAUUGAAUUGGAGAAGUUACAAACAGUAAAACCUAAGAACACUUCUGUGAUACCAGAACCUCAUAUCUGCUUAAAUCUUCUAGAGGCAUCAAAGUCAGAAUCUGAAACUAUGUCAUCUGCCAAAGUAAUACACCAUAAAAACAAACUAAAGAUAAAAAAAAAUAAAUCCAAAUUAAUUUGACAUAGAUUUUAAAACAGAAGAUGUAUAAUUGUUUUCCAAUUAUUAAGUAUGAAGAAAAUUUUUUACCUUGUAUCUUAAUUUCAACUGUCUUUUGACUUGAGCUUAAAACUGUAUGCCAUAAAAAAUUUGAGACUGCACUAUAAUAUGGAUUAUUAGUACUAUAAAUAUUUGGAUUUUAAUUGGAUUACUGCAUUGCAAAAUUGUUAAAUAUAUAAUAUAAAAUGCCUAAGGGUUAUGAACUAAAACAAAAAAAUAUUGUACCUCUAUCUAGUUAAAAAAAAUAUCCUAGGUUCUAAAAUUCUAUUUCAAACUCAGCCUUUUUUUUAUUUUCUGAUUCUUGUUUUCUUACUAUAUCAAUACAUAGUUACCAAUAAAUGUUGAUAAAAAUAUAUAAGUACUCAAUUAAUUUAAAAAAAUACAUGCAAG